Messenger RNA from Myripristis murdjan (pinecone soldierfish), 3475 nucleotides. It is a transcript of the gene kcnn1a, whose product is annotated as potassium intermediate/small conductance calcium-activated channel, subfamily N, member 1a. Gene Ontology annotation, molecular function: small conductance calcium-activated potassium channel activity; calmodulin binding. Gene Ontology annotation, biological process: potassium ion transport. Gene Ontology annotation, cellular component: membrane. The record is from RefSeq and is a predicted model, not a curated record. Lineage: Eukaryota; Metazoa; Chordata; Actinopteri; Holocentriformes; Holocentridae.
CUCCCUCAGAUAGCCAUGAACACCUGCAAGUUCAAUGGCGGCGUGGUGAGACCACUAGUGGGCAGCCUGGCGUCCUCGUCGCGCCGCAAUCUCGCGGAGCUUGACUCGGAGACGCAGCCCUUACAGACGCUGCACAGCUCUGGCCUGGAGGUGGUGGUGUCCAAGGGCAACAGCGGCGAGGACCCCAGCAAGGCAUCCAACGAGAGCUUGGUCAGGGAGGGUGGCUGGGGGGGCGGUGGAGGUGGGGCGCCGCAGAAGAAGAACAAGGACAUUGGCUACAAGCUUGGCCACCGGAGGGCGCUGUUUGAGAAGCGAAAGAGGCUCAGCGACUACGCACUCAUCUUUGGGAUGUUUGGGAUUGUUGUCAUGGUGACGGAGACAGAACUGUCAUGGGGGGUUUACACUAAGGAAUCUUCGUACUCAUUUGCACUGAAAUGCCUUAUCAGCCUUUCCACUGUUAUAUUGCUUGGUCUUAUAAUAAUGUACCAUGCCCGGGAAAUCCAGCUGUUCAUGGUCGACAAUGGUGCGGAUGACUGGAGGAUAGCCAUGACGUACGAGCGGAUCUUUUUCAUCGUGCUGGAGCUGCUGGUGUGUGCCAUCCAUCCCAUCCCGGGCCAGUACGUUUUCACCUGGACAGCGCGGCUGGCCUUUACCUACACGCCAUCGGUGGCGGAUGCCGACGUGGACAUCAUCCUCUCCAUCCCCAUGUUCCUGAGGCUCUACCUGAUUGGCAGGGUCAUGUUACUCCACAGCAAGCUGUUCACGGACGCUUCGUCUCGCAGCAUCGGCGCCCUCAACAAGAUCAACUUCAACACGCGCUUUGUCAUGAAGACCCUCAUGACCAUCUGUCCAGGAACUGUUCUGCUGGUGUUCAGUAUAUCCUCCUGGAUCAUUGCUGCAUGGACCGUGCGCGUCUGUGAGAGGUAUCAUGACAAACAGGAAGUGACCAGUAACUUCCUGGGAGCCAUGUGGCUCAUCUCGAUUACCUUCCUCUCCAUUGGCUAUGGGGACAUGGUACCACACACGUACUGUGGGAAAGGCGUGUGUCUGCUUACAGGGAUUAUGGGAGCUGGUUGCACUGCACUGGUGGUUGCAGUGGUGGCCAGGAAGCUGGAGCUGACCAAGGCUGAGAAGAAUGUCCACAACUUCAUGAUGGACACACACUCUGCAAACGAGGUAAAGAACACAGCUGCCAAUGUACUCAGGGCAACAUGGCUCAUCUACAAACACACCAAGUUGGAGAAGAUAGAUCAUGCCAAGGUGCGGAAACACCAGCGCAAGUUUCUCCAAGCCAUUCACCAACUGCGCAGUGUGAAGAUGGAGCAGAGGAAACUUAAUGAUCAGGCCAACACCUUGGUGGACCUGGCAAAGACCCAGAAUGUGAUGUAUGACCUGGUGUCGGAGCUGCAGGAGCGCAGUGAGGAGCUGGACAAGCGCAUCGGCACAUUGGAGGACAAGCUGGACUCGGUGACGGGCAGCCUGCAGGCGCUGCCCUGCCUCAUCUCCCAAGCCAUAACCCAGCAGCAGCAGGACUUCCUGGACGGCUUUGUGCACCACUUCCGGCCCGCCUCGCUAGCCUCAGAGCGCUCCGAACGCUCUGAGCGCUCCUGGACUUCCACAGCCCGCCGGCGGCGCUCACCCUCCACGGCACCACACACCUCCUCUGAUAGCGGAUAACCCUGGCAAACCCUCUUCAAACCCCUUUGAGCCCCGCCUUUCCCAGACCAACUUGUCACCUCGCCCCAUUCUAUACAAAUCCAUCCCUAUAACCACUGGUGAGUCCAUAUUGGGACUCAUAAUGAACCCAUAUCUUGCCUCCAAACCCCUGACCUGACCCUUGCCCUUAUUUUCCCCCUCCCACCCAUCCCCUCUCCCCUUCCUCCCACCUAGACGUCAAAUCCAAAAACCAAUUCUUCUGUGACUGAGUCUCUCAGCGCAGGACUGGAUCAGAGCUACUCCAAAAGAACAAAGAAAGGCAAAUGCAGACUUAAAUCAAGAAGAAACACACAUACAUACAAACACACAUGCAUCCAAAAAAAUAACAAAUUUAAAAAAUGACUUUGAAAAACCGAGAUAAAGUAGAGAUAUGGUUUAUGUUUUAGCCAUUGUAUGGCUGUUCAAGUUAGCUUUUUUGUAAAAGCCCUUGUAUAGUUAAAAAAUGACUGAGUUCAGGGUCGCUGGGGUGAGAGCUGGCUAUCACACCGGAGAGUCCUUAACCAAGAGGGGGGAAGUUGGUCUGUGGAGCUGAGGGUCUCGGCUCACCUGCUGGCCUGCUGAGGCCAUGGAGGACAUCCGUCCAUCCAUCUGUCCGUCUAUCAGUUUGUUCGGUGAGGGGAGCAAGUCAAAACAUUGGACUUCCCUUUCAAAAGACUAGUGUCAUGGAUUCUUCCCCGUAGGCUAAGGUGACGGCUUAAGAGAGGCUCUGACAUCAGUUCAGUGUUUGAAAACGCACUUAAGGGGGAGGGGAAAGUGUCACAAAAAAGAAGAGCAAAGGGGAUGCACAUGGCGUUACUACUGAGUAGGAAAAAUUUACACAAUUGCCAACUUCAAGGUUUCAGUUUCCUUGUUCUUACCAAGGGAAAGUUGAGAGCGACUAUCUUUUUUAGUUACAUAUUGACAUGUGAUUUUUCAGUGCCUGAAUGUAUAAAUAGUAGAGGGUUAUUUAAUUACUAAUUCAGAGCUUUUUACGAUGUUAACAGUCCUGAAUACAAGCAUUGCAUUCCUUUUUCAGAUACAUUCCUCUCCAAAAACUCAAAGAAAAUGUCUUAAUGUAUUGCAUAACAUUGCCUCCAUUACACAGUAACUCUAAAUGGUUUGAGAACCUUUUCUUUUUCUAUUUUUACUAACACCUUGAAAACAAAAAAGUUCAGUUCAGAGAGUGAGAGACAGAGAGGCAGAUUAAGAGAAAAUUUGUGGUUGUGUUUGUUGGAGAGAAAGUGUUCACUUUUAGCUCAAUGCUGCGCACUCAUACACAAAACAAUGAAAUAUGUAGUCUAUCUUUUUCACCACCACAAAUCAGAGCUUCCACUGGUCUUCAGAUAAUGGCAUGGCUUGAGGUUUGCUGGGAUAUAUGGCCACACAGGCACACAACACUGGCCGAACUGAGAAACCAACCCUGCCCCUUUGCAUGGUUCUGUGCAAAAAUGACGAUGGAGUAACAACUUCUUUAGACGGCUUGAUGAUUAACAUGAUUUACAUGAUUUUGAUUUUAUUAUGUUUACUUUUCUUGAUUUGUUCUCCUUUGACUUUUUUUUUUAAAAACUGAAAUUUCUUUUUUUAAUAGGAUACCUAGGAUUUUUAGACUUGCAGAAUCUAGAGAGUUGCAGUAAUGUGAUACUGUACAACAAUGCAUUCCCUGUUUAAAAUAUGGCGUAAAGAAAAAGUUAAAACUUAAGGAGAAUCCUGAAAGAAUACAAAUAAAAGUGCUUAAGAAACAUUGAUGGUUACAGAACAGUGAAUUGGUCCCAUUACAGUA